GCAGGCAGCGCGGCCCCAUUGUGGCUACGCCGGCGCCCCAUUGGCUGGCGGCCGGAGCCGGGCCUCGCUCCCCGCCCGGUGACACAAAGCGAAUCCAAGAUGGCGGAGGCGGGGAGCUUGCACGGAGGGGAUGCGGCGCCGCCGUGCCCGCCUGAGGAGCAGGAGCUGAGCCGGCGCCUCCGCCGCCUCUACCCCGCCGUCAACCAGGAGGAGACGCCGCUGCCGCGGUCCUGGAGCCCCAAGGACAAGUACAACUACAUCGGCCUCUCGCAGGGCAACCUGCGCGUCCACUACAAAGGUCAUGGUAAAAAUCACAAAGAUGCUGCUUCAGUCAGAGCUACGCACCCUAUACCUGCAGCCUGUGGCAUUUACUACUUUGAAGUGAAGAUUGUCAGUAAAGGUAGAGAUGGGUACAUGGGAAUAGGACUUUCUGCUCAAGGGGUGAACAUGAACAGGCUUCCUGGAUGGGAUAAACAUUCUUAUGGGUAUCAUGGUGACGAUGGGCACUCCUUCUGUUCUUCGGGGACGGGACAGCCCUAUGGCCCUACGUUCACCACUGGAGAUGUGAUAGGCUGCUGUGUUAACCUUAUCAACAAUACCUGCUUUUACACAAAAAACGGCCACAGUUUAGGUAUAGCCUUUACAGACCUCCCUUCAAAUCUCUACCCUACAGUGGGUCUCCAGACUCCAGGAGAGAUAGUCGAUGCCAACUUUGGGCAGCAGCCAUUUGUGUUCGACAUUGAGGACUACAUGAGGGAGUGGCGAGCGAAGAUUCAGAGCACCAUUAAGCGGUUUCCCAUAGGAGACAGACUAGGCGAGUGGCAAGCCAUGCUGCAGAAUAUGGUUUCAUCCUAUUUGGUUCAUCAUGGGUACUGUUCAACAGCAACUGCCUUUGCCAGAGUCACAGACACCACAAUCCAGGAAGAACAGACCUCAAUAAAGAAUAGACAAAGAAUACAGAAGCUAGUAUUAGCAGGCAGAGUGGGAGAGGCUAUAGAAGCCACCCAGCAGCUCUAUCCUGGCCUCCUAGAACAUAACCCCAACCUGCUCUUCAUGUUAAAGUGUCGGCAGUUUGUGGAGAUGGUGAAUGGGACAGACAGUGAAGUACGUUGUUUCAGUGCCCGCAGCCCCAGAUCCCAGGACAGUUACCCCGGGUCCCCCAGCUUAAGUCCUAGACAUGGAUCAAGCAACUCACAUGUUCAUAGUACCGGAGCAGAUAGUCCAACCUGUAGCAAUGGAGUCAUGUCCACAAAAAGCAAACAGAGUCACAGUAAAUACCCAACACUGAGUUCGUCAUCUUCAUCUUCCUCCUCCUCCUCCCCCUCAUCUGUGAACUACUCUGAGUCCAAUUCUACAGAUUCUACCAAAUCUCAGCAGCACAGUAGUACAAGUAACCAAGAAACCAGUGACAGCGAGAUGGAAAUGGAGGCUGAGCAUUACCCCAAUGGAGUCCUGGAAAAUUCAUCCACCAGGAUAAUGAAUGGCACCUACAAACAUGAAGAGAUCCUGCAGACGGAUGAAUCCAGCAUGGAAGACAGCUGCCCCCAGAGGCAGCUCUGUGGAGGGAACCAUGCUGCCACGGAGCGAAUGAUCCAGUUUGGACGGGAGCUGCAGGUGCUGAGCGAGCAGCUUUGCAGAGAAUAUGGGAAGAACACAAUGCACAAAAAGAUGCUUCAGGAUGCAUUUAGCUUGUUAGCUUACUCAGACCCUUGGAACUGCCCUGUUGGUCAACAGCUGGACCCGAUCCAGAGGGAACCUGUGUGUGCUGCUCUUAAUAGUGCUAUAUUGGAAUCUCAGAACCUGCCAAAGCAGCCCCCGCUGAUGCUUGCCCUGGGCCAGGCCUCGGAGUGUUUGCGGCUCAUGGCUCACGUGGGCUUGGGCUCCUGCUCCUUUGCCAGAGUAGACGACUAUUUGCACUAGCCACCAGAGCAAGAUGGAGUUGACAUCGUUGAGUGGUGCCCUUCACCCUCCGUUGCUGCCACUCUACACCACCACCUUGUUCGAUAGCCUGACCUCCCUGCCACCAACACCCCUUCUAGCACACAAACACACACUGCCUGUGAAAGGAUUGAGUGGGUCCCUCACUGUGUGGCUAUUCCUGACCCCAGGAACAACUGGCAGAUCUUACCUGUUUCCCUGCCAUUGCUGCGGCUCCAGCGGCACUCAGUAUUUCACUGGUUAUUCUAAUGUAGCGCCUUCCGAUGUAGGGAUUUUUCUUUAUUUUGAUUUGAGUUGUUUCGUAUGGAUCCACCAGUAUUUUAUCUGGAGAGUUUUGCUGAGCUGGUUUCUGCUGAUUUACUGAGGAAGCUCAUCAAGUUGGUGACAGCUUGUUCUUUUCUUCCCUUCUCCCUCCAUCGUGCACAUACAGCAUCACCAUCUGUGCUAGUUAUCUGAACUCUUCUCGCAGUGGCAGUUCAGAGGGAUUUUUAAAUUUUAUUUGAAUCCUGUUUAUUAAAAAGGUCUCUUCCACCUCCACAAGUCAUUGAUGUAUUUAUUGCCCACAGACUCAAUCCCAGCCAUGCACAUCAUACAACCCCGCAGGAGACCUGGUGAGGUAGGUCCUGUCACACACUAAUGAUGGGAGUUAGAGGAGCUUGGUCCUUCAUGGUACAUGUCCCUCUAAGAGCACAAGGCUCUCAAAUGCUUGUCUUUGUGAAUGGGAAGAGUAGAAAACCUGACAUUACCUACAUUAGUGGCUGCACUGUAGAAGCAUCUCACAGCCCUGAGAAACAGGUAAAUCCAGCUCUCACAGCAGCUAGAGGGACAGGACUAAUGAAUAUGAAGUCAUCUACCGCUGUAGUGGUAGAAGCAGGUCACGUUAGCCUGCAAGAAACAUCAUUGGGUGCUGCUUGGUUGGGCUGUCAAGUUUUUGUGUUAAACCACAAAUCCCCCUUUUUCUCCAUGUAGGAGGGCUCUGUCACUAAGAUUCAGUAAUAACAGUAUUUACUGCCCCUCCACAUAACACUGAUCUAAAUUUUGAAAGUGUCUUGAGAACACUAGUAUGAACUGUGCUCACCCUUGCAGGUUUCAUAUGCCAAGAUCAGGUUGCGGAUUAGGGUCAGUACUAGCUUUUUAAGGUCUGAGCCGGUCAGAAGGGAGCAGCAAUGUUUCUUUAAGGAUUACUAAGAAAAUUAUUCCAGUUUCAGGUCCAAAAGCAACCAGCAAGGAUCUGUGAGUGAGUAACCUCCAAGUAAGAUGGACUAAUGUGUCACUGCUGCAGUAUGUAUCAGGCCCAGGGACUCAAGUGCUGCUAAGCUUUUGGCAAUCAAACCAUCUGCCUGUAAGUGUUUCUGAGCAUAUACUUUGCAUUGUUGAGGCCGCGUAGCAGGACUGCAUGCUUUGCAUCCUCUGGUGUACCAUUAGGAGACUCCACAUUUAAUCUGGCUGCACGGUAGGAAUUGUAAUUCUGCACCAAAUGAAUUUUGGGUUAGUAGCUGUGAGGAGGUCCCAGGGGAGCUCAGACCCAACAUGUAUUUUAUUUUACUACUGUUCUUGAAUUUUUUUGUUUGUUUGUUUGGAAGGCUCAAUGAAAGAUGAACGCAUUGUGUUGAAGUUUGCCCUUAAAAUGGAGGUUAGCCUGUGCCAGGGCUUCAAACAGCAAGAGAGCUUGUGUGCCACUGAAGAAAGGAAGGUGAUGUGUGACAUCUGUGCAGUAGCCUAGAGCUUUAAGGAUUUGAUGCGUUUGCAGUCUUGAUCUGCAGCUGGAACACAAGGUCUGAAAUCAAGGCAGAGCAGAGGGGCAGGUGUCCCCUGCACUGCAGAAGACUGUGGCAGUGAAUGUGCCGAUGGUGUUGGAGGUGAUUGGGAAUGCCUAUUGCUACCUUUCGGUGAAGGUUUUGAAGCAGUGCUAGAGCUGUGGUGGUCUACAAAACAGGCAACACAAGGUUUAGAGAUGGAGGGGAUACUUUUUUUAGAUCAAAUCAUACAGUUGAAAAAAAGCAGAUGGAGCUCUGCAUACCAAAGCCUUUCUUCUGGGCAGACAGAAGCAGAGGCCUACGUUAAGCAGAAGAAUUUAACUUACCAAUCUGGGGCUUCUGUUUUAAUUCUGGGGAACAGCUCAUGUGCCUGAAAGCUCAUCUAUUGACUUUCAACUCUUCUUAUUGUCCUAAUGAUGGAUAUUACCCCCAGCCUGCUGUCCUUAUCUCACUGAGAUGCUUUUAACUCAGUGGGCAAGCUUCCUUUCUGGAGCCUCUAAUGCUGGACAUUACCCGGCCUAACUCAUUGUGCCCUAGUGCUGUUGGUGAGCCUGAGGCAUCAUAUGAACUUGCCCUGGUGAGAGAUUCAGCUGCAGACUCUCCAUUUCUUACACCCAGGAUUAGGGCACACUGUGGGCUGAUUGUGGGUACUUAAGUUGGAAAUACUCUAGUACCAGGCUUUGCCUUUCACAUUUGGUGACUUCCGCUGCUGUUGGUCACCAUUUAGCUUGCUCCUAUCUGGCUGCAGUCUGACCUGUCUUUCAUCUUUGUAGCAACACCAUCUGUAUCUCUUUCUGAGUUUUCCUUGUUCCUUCUCUUAGUGGUUCAUUUAAGCCAAGUCUCUUUGUUGUGUGUCAUAUUAAUGCCCCACUUGGUCUCUCUGCAAAGCUGCGCUGACCAUCCUAGGGCAUUGUCUUUGUUUUGGUUUCCCUUUCACUACAAAAAAAAUCCAAGAGAUGCUCGUAGAUACCUAGUUAUUCUGGUGCCAAGAAAUGUGUGAUGGGUUGGUCUCUCUGGCUUCUCACAGAGACCAUCUCUGUGGUAGAAACCAUUGUGCUGUUGUGUCAAGGUUAGUGCUGAGAGGCCACACUCUUAACAAUAAUUAAUUGCAUGUAGCAGGGCUGACAUGUGCAUCACCUAGUGGCAGUAGAUCCCUGUAGACUAGACAGUAGUGAUGCUUUCCACUUCUUGCACUUGCCAGUUCUUGCACCUGGUGUCCCAAUUAUGGUUUUUUGGGAGUGCAAAGGCUUUUCUGCUGUAACAUACCUGUCCUUUGGGGUUUUUUUGUUUCAAGUGUUCUUGUGGUUUCACUAGUGGUUUCUGCUUGUUGUGCUCAGAUUCUGACUACUGUGGUCAUGACUCUGUGUGGAGAAGAGAAAUGUGUUUAUGGUGUGUGGUGGAGGUAUAGGCUUCAACCUACCGCUGAUUCCUAGAUAAGAUUUCUGACUUGGUUUUCCCAGGUUAUUUUUCAAAGCCUCUUGGUCCUGGGUCCUACUUGAUGGUUCAUGUCAGCUGAGACUUGGUUUGAAUUGUUGUGGUCAUUUAAAAAAAUGAACAGAACUAAAGUGAACUCAGGUCUUCUUUAACUUGGAAUGUGGUUGUACACCUAACCAGAGGCUCUGUGCAGUUUAAAAAUUACUUUUAUAGAAGUGUUUUGGAAUUUGUUAUUCUAAGCGCCUCAUGCUUUGCUCGGAAGCAGAUGAGCUAAGAACACCACAGCUAAGAACACUCUGCUUCACCUGGACAGUCCUUCACAGUGUCACUUCUUCCAAGAGCUCUUCAGUAAAGCCAUGUAAACAAUUGUGUAGUCCAUAAUAGAAAACUGCUGGCUUCCCAUUUCUUGAUGAGGGUGACAAGGUCUCAGCUAUGGCCCUGCAUUAUAAUGCUGACAGCAUUGGAUAUAGGACUUCCAUCAAAUGAGGUUGACACAUAGGUUGCUCUCUGCUGGGCUGACUUCAGAUCCUAGGAGGUUUUCCAAACCACAGCCAGACAGUGCUCACAGGUAACACUUCUCACCAUGCAGCCCCAAGAGAGGCUUUCUAGCCGUGGCGUCUUUCUCAGGACCUGUGAAAUGCUGCAGUUGUAACAACUAAACCUCUUCCAGCUCUGCCAUGUCUACACAAUCAUAGGGUCUCAGCUCUCAACUGAUCAGUCCAGUGUCACCACCAGAGAGCUGUAAUAAGCGCAGUGGGAGGCACCCUCCAGCUGUGGGCUCUGGACACCAACCACUCUACCUGGCUUCCUCAGACUCAGCAUUGCAGCAAGGGCCUCUCAGAAGGAUAACAUUUCACAGGGACCUGGUGGAAAUGUGCUUGUGGCAAACUGCAGCCCUGCACUUCAUGGGCUUGGGUUUUGAGCCCGGUGCUCUGCUGGUUAACGUUUUGGGAACUCCAGACCUAGAGCCUUGGUUAAAGUGUCCUUCAGUGGUUCUGCAGACAGAGCUUCAUGGAGCUAAAUUCCAUCACCAGGCUUUUCUCACCAUGGACAAAGGGUUUGUGCUGUCCCCACACGCAGUGAGAGCAGUCACAUCAACAGUAACGUGGGAGAACUUUGGAGUGAGGUGAGGGAUCAGUUCAGGAGUUGGAGGCAUUGGAGUAGCUGGGAUAAGUGUUUCUGGGAGGUGUAUCCACCUCAUAUACCUUGCACUUCAGCCUCUGACCAGCUCAGUGGCCUCUGCUGGAUGCAUUCCAGUUUGUGGACAUCUCUCCUGUACCAGGGGAGCCAAAUCUUGUUCCUCUUGGUUCGUCUUGUUCCUUUUGGAACCAUCUUGUUCCAGAUGAUCCCCCUUGCUGCUCUGUGAUCCUAUACUAGUGAGUGUUUAACAAAAGCUGAUUCAAAACUUACAGGGUUGAAUGAGCUCUCAGUCAAGGUCACCUGUGAGUGUGGAGGGCAGCAGUCUAUUUCCCAUGCAUCCUUAGAUGGGCUCUCAGAGCCAGCUUGUCUUGGGAAGACGUCUCACUGCUACCAGGUCUCCCUUCUUGCUCCUUUGCCUCCCACAAUCCCAGUAUUCUCCCACCUUUGUGACCACCAGAAGUGGUAUCUGCAGUGUUUGGUGCUGCAGGAGCUGCUUUGGGACCAGAGUCAGCUCUGUGGCCCAUGCCAGCUACGAGCAUGGACGUAGCAACUCCAACAGCUCUUCCUGGGCUUGCUUCUGCUGCACUGGCCUAAAGGGGCAGGUCUAUGCAGGAUGUUCCCUUUUUGUCACCAUACAGGAUCCCAUCAGCCUGCAGCUGGGCUGGCUGUAGCACUUCUGCCGUUCUUUUGGAGUCUGGCUAGAAAUUAAGCCUUUGCAUGCAGUGAGCAGAAUGGAGAGGGACCUCCAGAGUGCAGCACUGGGUGUGCAGCAUCCAGCUGUUGAGGGAGGUUGUCCAGUGGCUGCUCUUCCUCCCCUCCAGCCCCCCAUGUGUACCAGAACUAUAGCUCAUUGCUUUGGUGCUAGAGCCUGUUUCUAUUUCCAACAUCCUGGUGGUCCUUGCCGUGCUGCUGCCAGCCUGGUUCGGACACCAGGAGAUGCAGCUGUGACUGGUGUGGAGAACAGGCCCUUUUGGGAGUAUUGCUCCUUGUGGCUGUGUACACCUAGGGUUUUCCCAUCUGCUUCCUUAUUCCUUCUGGUUUUUUACAGUGACAUCUCUGCCUGUUCUCAAGCUGGGUCCCUAUUUUUCACGUAGUCUUAUUAAGGCAUCUUACCAUUUUUAAAAUGACUGUUCUUGAGGCUCCCUUGAACAACUGGAACAAACAGAGCUGAUGUAACUAUCUCCGGGGAUUGAAUUUGUUUUCCUCCUCAGGCAUCAGGCACGAUGAACUGUCUCCAGCAAAGCAAACCUUGUGGGAUUGUUGUGGUGCUGCUUUUGCGCUUUGGCACCUUAAUACUCACAUAGCAUGUGUUGCUUAGGUGCAAGUUUCAGAGUUCCUUCUGCUGUCAAGGGAUUGACUGAGAAGGUGAACUGUGAUAGCCAGGCUACCUAACAGUGUGUAAAUGCUGUGAAGCUACAUGGUGCACAACACCAUGGGAAGUUCUUGGGGAAGUUUUUUCCAUGAAGAAGCAGUGUGCAGUCUUUUAACUGCUGCACGGGGCAGCAAGCAGAGAGGUCCAUCACGCUUCAGUCCUGGGUGCAGUGAGGUCCCAUGGAUCUGGUCACAGCAUGAGAGAAGGAACAUGUUCCUUGGAAAGGUGGUCCUGGUCCACCCUGGAGCCCCCUUUGCAGAAGGAGCAACUUCCUUCAAAGCCUGCCCAUGUUAGAGCAGCCUGAGUGGUGGAUCCAGAGGGCAGUAGAUCUCUUGUAGAGAGCUGGUGUUGGGACACCAGCUGUACAUCUCUGUCCCUAGAUGUUUCUGCAAAAGGGCUGGUGGGGGGACAUGAUGGGGAACAUGUGAUGUGUGCUGCUGGGACCCUUCUGCCCCAGAAGAAUGAGUGAUGGAGGGAGCUGCAGUGCAGCAGCUCUUACUCAGAGCCAAAAGCUUGCUCUGAGCCAUGUCCCAUCUGCUGUGUAGAUCAGAGAGCUGGAGGAAGUGUUGGUGGAGUGUGUGGGAGGGAGCUACAGCGGAUCUGGGGAGGAAACGGAAGUGGUUGAGACCCUGGAGGCCUCUUCCAGAGGAAGGACUAGCUGCUCUCCACCAUCCUUCCCUGCAACAAGAGGUGGCAGGUGAUGGAUGAGUGAAUGUGGCAUGUCUGUCCCUCUCCCUGCAUCCCACACCAGAGCUCAGAGCCUGCAGCCUUGAGCUGUAGCAGUGCCUGGCAAUCUGAGGGUUCAUCCAGGCUUGAGGAGCAUGUGUCCUGUCAGCUCUUUUAUUUCCAAGAGGGAGGCUUAACUCUCUCCUGCUUGCAAGAAGCUGAGUCCUGUGUAGGAUUUGCACUCAAAUCGCCACAGAAACAUUCCUGGAGGCCAUGCAGACCUCUGCGCCUUUUCUGUGGUCACUCCACUUGCGUCCAGGCAUGUGCUCUGACCCCUUUGGUCAGUAGGGCUAUAGCUGCAUCUUUCCCCCGGGAGGGAGCACAGGGGAUUUUUGCAGACUGGACUUCUCACAAGUUCAAACUUGGAGAAAGGAGAAGGAGCAGCAGCUCUGGGGAUAAUCAGGAUUUUAAAGAAAAUUUAAAAAAUGCAAGUGUGGUGACUCUUCCAGACCAAGGACUCUGCACAGGCAUUUCAUUGGGAUUGUCUCUCUCGGUCCUACCUGUGCACGCUCUUCAUGGCUCUCCAGCCAGGAGAGGCAGGAGGAGGCUGCCGGCACCUGAAGCUCUUGCACACAACCUGCUCGGCGGUGCAAGCCCCACAACCUGCCCACCACGCAGUUAACUCUCUUCUGCUGGUUGCUCAAAACUCAGGUAUGAAAUGCUCAGCUGGAGCAUGGGGUGUGAGGUCUUUGCAGGUUUCCAGCCAGCCCUGGAGGAAUGGCCACCGUUGGGCUGUGACAGAGCAGAUCUCCCUCUGCCACUCCAGACUCCUCAUCGCCUUUGGAGGGAGGGUUUUCUCCUCUUUGGUACAACGUUGGCUAAAUGGACAUUACACAAUUGUGCACAUUGGUUCAGUCUAAGCUUAGUAUUUGUGAAUUAAGUUAUCUGAUGCUUCGCAUGAAAACUUCAAAAAGGGGAGGGAGGGGGAUUUUAACUGAGAAAAAGCCUAUGAAAAUAUACUGAAAAUAUGGUAAAGAAAUCGAUGUUCUGCUGUAUAUUGACAGAAUUAUUUUUAUUAAAAUAUACAUUCAUGUGCAAGACCUAGCGUGGAGCCA
Phalacrocorax carbo (great cormorant) is the source of this 9422-nucleotide messenger RNA. The record is from RefSeq and is a predicted model, not a curated record. Lineage: Eukaryota; Metazoa; Chordata; Aves; Suliformes; Phalacrocoracidae.